UAAAAAAAGGGAAGAAAAGUACAGAUGUGUGUGGUCAAUCACCUUUCUUUCUUUCCCAGCUAAAAUUGAAUUCCAAAAGUUUCUUUUUAAAAAAAUUACGCAGGCCUUUUCACCUUCAUCAUCAUCAUCGUCGUCGCCGUCUUCUUCUUCUUCUUCUUCUUCUUCUGAUCUUUUCCUUUCUCUCAGAAACCCAGGACACGCCCUUCAUUCAAACACGGGGAGAGAGAGAGGGGAGAGAGAGGGAGAGAGAAGAAAGAGACGAAAGCUUCCAUUGCUAAAUUCUAGGGCUUAUUUCUCUUUUUUCUCGUGUUUGUCUGUGUUUGGUCGAUCAAUUGAUUGAUUUUUCUGUUUGGCUAGUAAGAUAACCCUUUCCGUCGAAGAGGAUCGCAGAGAGGGAAGAGGAACACAAUAAAUUAGACGGUAGAAUGUCAGCAUUGCACUCUGCCGAUUCGUUUCUCUUAUCUCUCAGCAGAGCAUUUUGUAGUCCUCUUGCUGUUUUUAUUCAAAUCCAGGGAUGUGUAAUCUGCUUGACUCUUGCUAUUGGGUGGGCUUUUGCUGCCUAUGUCAGGAAAAGAGAGAUCAAUCGAAUAGAAGAUGGCAUAAAAGGUGGCAAUAGCUUUGCUUUUCUAUGCCAUGAUAUUUAUGAACUUGAGCACUCUAAUCAGGUCAAUCUACCACGGGUUUCGGUUGUGAUGCCUUUAAAGGGUUUUGGAGAGCAUAAUCUACACAAUUGGAAGAGUCAGAUCACAUCUCUUUAUGGUGGCCCAAUUGAGUUCCUUUUUGUGGUUGAAAGUACUGAAGACCCCGCUUACCAUGCUGUAUCUCAGUUAAUAACAGAAUUUAAGGGUGACGUGGAUGCAAGAGUCAUUGUAGCUGGUUUAUCAACAACCUGUAGUCAGAAAAUACAUAACCAGUUGGUUGGGGUGGAGAAUAUGCAUAAAGAUUCCAAGUACGUAUUAUUUUUGGAUGAUGAUGUUAGGUUCCACCCAGGAUCAAUUGGGGUCCUCACUACUGAAAUGGAAAAGAAUCCUGAGAUAUUUAUUCAAACUGGAUACCCUCUUGAUUUACCAUCUGGAACUUUAGGGAGUUACUGCAUCUACGAAUACCAUAUGCCAUGCUCAAUGGGAUUUGCUACUGGUGGGAAAACAUUUUUUCUUUGGGGAGGGUGCAUGAUGAUGCAUGCUGAUGAUUUUAGACAUGAUAACUAUGGUGUGGUCUCAGGACUUCGAGAUGGUGGAUACUCCGAUGAUAUGACUCUAGCUGCUAUAGCUGGAGCCCACAAGAGGCUUAUUACAUCUCCUCCAGUUGCUGUUUUCCCUCAUCCUAUUGCAAGUGAUCUUACUUUCUCAAGGUACUGGAAUUACUUGAGGAAGCAAACAUUUGUUUUGGAAUCAUAUAUAAGCACGGUUAAUUGGCUAAUGAAUAGAGCACUGUUUUUAACCCACUUCUAUCUGUCAUGGGGAUUUGUUGCACCGUACUUCAUGGCUAUGGUUCAUGUUGCAGCAGCACUACAAAUCUAUAUAAAAGGUUAUUCAUAUGGCGAAACAACCUGUACUUCUGGUGGAUUGUUAUUGGCAAUUUGGCUAGCUAUAUGUACCUUCACGGAGCUACUUUCUAUGUGGAACUUAACAAGGAUUGAAGUUCAACUAUGCAACAUUUUAUCUCCAGAGGCACCUAAGCUCUCACUUGAUUAUUACAACUGGAGCAUGAUUUUUGUUGCAAUGCUGGUUGAUAAUUUUCUAUACCCGAUCUCUGCAUUCUGGUCGCAUUUCUCUCAAACUAUAAAUUGGUCUGGUAUUCGAUAUAACUUGAAGAAUGGAAAGAUACACAAGAUUGAAAGGAACAAAGACAAGGGUCCAGAGUUCACAGACCUUGGAGGGAAGCAUUUAUAUGGAAAGAAAGCAGCCACUCCCAAAGCCUCACUCCUCGGCUCGUUGGGGAGAAGUUUGGCUCACUGGCAUCAACCUAAAAAAUAUGAUGUCUAAGACUCCAAGGAUAGGUAACAGAGGUUUGAUUAUUCGGUUAUUCCCUUAUUUGACUGACUUUUAGUGGUUAGGAUUGUAUUUUCUUUUCUCCCAUUUUUAUUCUCCAAUUCAAUCGAUUUAUUCUUAAUUUAUCAACCCAUCUCUGGGCUGGCCUUGUAAUUUGAAUUCAUUUCAUCCUGUAAUUUUAUAAAUCUUUUUAAUACACCGUUCAUAUUCAAAUGUGAGAAA
This is a messenger RNA of Gossypium raimondii (Peruvian cotton), 2213 nucleotides long. RefSeq lists its product as hypothetical. Gene Ontology annotation, biological process: glucosylceramide biosynthetic process. Bases 426 to 1985 code for a protein of 519 amino acids. The record is from RefSeq and is a predicted model, not a curated record. The transcript is spliced from 14 exons. Gene Ontology annotation, cellular component: membrane. Lineage: Eukaryota; Viridiplantae; Streptophyta; Magnoliopsida; Malvales; Malvaceae. Gene Ontology annotation, molecular function: ceramide glucosyltransferase activity.